This is a messenger RNA of Tachysurus vachellii, 2761 nucleotides long. It is a transcript of the gene f2rl2, whose product is annotated as coagulation factor II (thrombin) receptor-like 2. Bases 196 to 1317 code for a protein of 373 amino acids. NCBI's taxonomy places the organism in Eukaryota, Metazoa, Chordata, Actinopteri, Siluriformes, Bagridae. Gene Ontology annotation, molecular function: thrombin-activated receptor activity. The transcript is spliced from 2 exons. Gene Ontology annotation, biological process: positive regulation of Rho protein signal transduction; thrombin-activated receptor signaling pathway; phospholipase C-activating G protein-coupled receptor signaling pathway. The record is from RefSeq and is a predicted model, not a curated record. Gene Ontology annotation, cellular component: membrane.
GAUUGUUCUGCUGCCAGUGUCCUACAUGUCUGUACAGGAAACCGCCGAACAGCCUCAGCUUCAUAACUUCAACUUCAGCCGGACGUUCUGUUUUUCAGAAGCCUUUGGAUUUGUUUUUAUUUAAAGAUGUGCUUUACUAAUUGUAUUGAUUGUGACCACCAGAAGAAAAAGAAUGAUAGGCAGAAUGUUGAUUGAAUGCCAGGACUUCUAGUGGAAACAAACAUGUGGAGACUGCUUUUGAUACUCUUGUGCACUUUUGUGCUGGUGAGCUCAAGCCAUCUUCAUCACAGACAAAACUGUAGCAGAGUACCAAAAGAUAGCAUUGGUCCAAGAACCUUUUAUGGGAAAAAAGCUAUAAGCGCAAAUUUUACCCUCGAUCUACCAGAGCUAAACAUCUCCGACAAUCAUGUGAAACACACAGCUGGAUUCGUCAGCACCAGGAUCAUUCCAGUAGCUUAUGUCAUUGCUAUUGUUAUUGGACUUCCUUCAAACACCCUGGUCCUGGCUUUUCUCUGUCGGAAAACAGGAAAUUUGUCUAGUGCUAUCCUCUACUUGAGCCUAGCAGCUUCAGACCUUCUCCUCCUGGUCUCUCUCACACUUAAAGUCCACUAUCAUCUGAAUGGCAACAACUGGGUGUAUGGAGAGCUGGCAUGCAAACUUGUGACAGCCUGCUUUUAUGGUAACAUGUACUGCUGUAUGUACACCCACAUGUGUGUUAGCAUGUUGCGGUAUUUAGCUGUUGUACAUCCAUUUCUUUACAGAGGACUCGCCAAAAGAUCUUGCACAACCUGGGCAAGUCUGACUGUGUGGAUUGUUUUUGCUCUGGCCAUGGCUCCUGAAUUCCUCACUCAUCAAAGCUACUACCUCACCCAGGUUGGGAUCGUCACGUGUCAUGACAUUCUACCUUAUGACGAGAAACUCUAUAGUUUCCUGAUACCUUAUAGAUUAUGCCUCAUUUUUCUAGGCUUCAUAUUUCCUUUCGCUGUCAUCAUAUUAGCCUAUGGAUCAAUUGUGCAUCAGCUACGUCAGUCCAGCUGUGAUUUUACACAUUACAUUAAGGCAAGCACACUUGUAUUUGUGAUCUUCUUGGUCUGUUUCACACCAAGUAACAUAAUCCACUUGAUACAUUAUGUGAGACUGUAUACAAGCAACCAAGACGACUUCUAUAAUUACUUCAGUGUAGCUGUGUGUAUCUGCUGUUUUCACAGCUGCCUGGACCCCUUCCUUUCUUACUUUAUAACAAAGAGUACAAACUCCAGAGAGAGGUUUAUCUCCCUUAAAAGAGCAUCUCUGAGGAGUUCAGUGACCACACACUAACUUUGAACUGUUGUAUUAUUGCCUAAGUUACAAACAUUAUGUUUAAUUCACCUAUCAUCUAUAAGUCUAUUUUGGGCAUAGGUGUGUAUAACAAUUUGUGCCUGGGCCACAUGUAUCUGUUCUAUAGCAAAACAAAAGUGACUUUAGUAAUCUUAGCUUCUAUUUACUUUGUGUUAUACUGAUUAAAACAGUUUUAUUUUAUUUACCCAAUAUAAAAACACUCACUCACUCACUCUCUACCACUUAUCCGAACUACCUCGGGUCAUGGGGAGCCUGUGCCUAUCUCAGGCGUCAUCGGGCAUCAAGGCAGGAUACACCCUGGACGGAGUGCCAACCCAUCGCAGGGCACACACACACUCUCAUUUACUCACUCAAUCACACACUACGGACAAUUUUCCAGAGAUGCCAAUUUGGUAGGUUGUACCAUGCCUACCACCCUGGAGGUGCGAGGCAAACGUGCUAACCACUAAGCCACCGUGCCCCCCUAUAUAAAAACAAUGGCAUUUUAUUAAGGAUAUGUAAUUCUUUGGGGGAAAAAAAAACAAAAAAACAAAGCAAAACAAAAAAGACUUUUUCUCUGCUGUUGCUUUUCACAAAACAUCCUGCUGUUUGUAAAGUUUUUUUUUAGGUUUCAUCCUAUGUUGGAUGAUGUAUUUCUUUGUGUGCUAAACUGUCUUACAAAAAAAAACACACACACACUUAAUCUUUCCAUCAACAUUUCCUCAGGUCUACAUUUUUUUAUUUUAUUUUGUUUUCUUUUAAAGGACUGCGAGGAACAUCACCGUACUUGUUUUUAGUUAUUUGUUUGUUUUUUUACAUGUCAUUGUUUAUAGCUGUAUUGUAUGUGUAUUGUAUUAGUUUUUAUGCUGCCUCUUGGUCAGAUCGUCAUUGUAAAUGAGAACUGGUUCUCAAUUGACUUACCUGGUUAAAUAAAGAAAGUAUAGUAUAAAGUAUAUACAUUCAGUCUAUUGCCACUGAGUUGAUGUCCUGUGUCAAAUGUCAUCAGAGAUUGCAAAUUAAAAAAAAUACAUUCUUUAACAACAUCACACAAUACAAUAAGAUGUCAAUAAGUCAAUACCUUGCAGAUGAGGUCUUUGGUAUGCAGCAGCAGAUCGUGGUAGUGUUUGGCUGUGGCUGGAUUAACUCCUUGUAGUUUGGCUGUUGGGAGAAUUAGAGCAGCAAACGUCUUCUCUGCAUCUCCAAAAUUCAAGGCCUCGUUGAUUUCAGCAAUGGCAAUGACUCCUGAAGACACAGGCGUCAAACGGUUAGUGUCCACAAAUACAGCAAUACACACAACUUUUUGGACUUUCUGGGCUGUUAAAGUGUGCAGUGAAUUUAAAAUACAUACAUGUAUACUUUUAAAAAAAAUUAAGUAUGAUAUAGUCAUGUCAAAUGUAUUGUGUAUUAAUAGUGCAACCAAAUAAAUGUCAUCAUUUACAUGGUU